AUGGAAAAAUCCAAAAAUUUCCGCAUCGACGCGCUGCUGGCCGUGGACCCCCCGCGAGCCGCCUCGGCUCAGACCGCGCCGCUGGCCCUGGUCACCUCCCUCGCGGCCGCCGCGUCUGGGCCCGGCGGCGGCGGCGGGGCGAGCGGCGGGGCGAGCGGCAGCUGCAGCCCCGCGUCCUCGGAGCCUCCCGCGGCGCCCGCCGACCGCCUGCGCGCCGAGAGCCCGUCGCCGCCGCGUCUGCUGGCCGCGCACUGCGCGCUGCUGCCCAAGCCGGCCGCCGCUGCGGGGGGCCUGGCACUGGGGCUGCACCCCGGGGGCGCGCAGGGCGGCGCUGGCCUCCCGGCGCAGGCCGCGCUCUACGGCCACCCGGUCUACGGCUACUCGGCGGCGGCGGCGGCGGCUGCGCUGGCCGGCCAGCACCCGGCGCUCUCCUACUCGUACCCGCAGGUGCAGGGCGCGCACCCCGCGCACCCCGCCGACCCCAUCAAGCUGGGCGCCGGCACCUUCCAGCUGGACCAGUGGCUGCGUGCGUCCACCGCGGGCAUGAUCCUGCCCAAGAUGCCCGACUUUAACUCCCAGGCUCAGUCGAACCUCCUGGGGAAGUGCCGCCGGCCGCGCACGGCCUUCACCAGCCAGCAGCUGCUGGAGCUGGAGCACCAGUUCAAACUCAACAAGUACCUGUCGCGGCCCAAGCGCUUCGAGGUGGCCACCUCGCUGAUGCUCACGGAGACGCAGGUGAAGAUCUGGUUCCAGAACCGGCGGAUGAAGUGGAAACGCAGCAAAAAGGCCAAAGAGCAGGCGGCGCAGGAGGCCGAGAAGCAGAAGGGCGGCGGGGGCGCGUGCAAAGGCGGCGGCGCGGAGGACCAGGGGGACGAGGAGCUCCUGGGGCCGCCGGCGCCCGGGGACAAGGGCAGCGGACGCCGCCUGCGGAACUUGAGGGACAGUGACCCCGAGGAGGACGAGGACGACGACGACGAGGACCAUUUCCCCUACAGCAACGGCGCCAGCACGCACGCCGCCUCCUCCGACUGCUCCUCCGGGGCCGACUCGCCGCCCCCGCGGCCCGGCCCCGGGCACCAGCCCCCGCCGCAGUAG
Molecule: messenger RNA, 1095 nt
Organism: Equus quagga
Lineage: Eukaryota; Metazoa; Chordata; Mammalia; Perissodactyla; Equidae
Gene: MNX1
Product: motor neuron and pancreas homeobox 1
Exons: 4
Coding region: 1-1095 (364 amino acids)
Biological process (GO): endocrine pancreas development; spinal cord motor neuron cell fate specification; regulation of DNA-templated transcription
Cellular component (GO): nucleus
Molecular function (GO): sequence-specific double-stranded DNA binding; DNA-binding transcription factor activity, RNA polymerase II-specific
Source: RefSeq, a predicted model, not a curated record